UGAUGAUGAAGAUGAGGCACAGGGGGAUGAGAGAAGUAGACUCUCGCGAUAGUAGCUAUCAGAGUGGCUCCUGUAAAGAUGGCAGGCAGCAGCAUCCGAGGCCGGCGGAGCAGCCGGAUGAGAGGUCGGACUGACAGCGGUGAGGAACACGUCCCGCUGGAUCUGUCCAGAGAUCCUGCAGAGAACCUUCGUGAAAUCCUUCAAAAUGUUGCAAAGCAGCAAGGAGUCUCCAAUAUGUGCAAGCUCGGUCACCUGAACAACUUCGUAAAGCUUCUCUGCAGUGUGGGCCACUCAGAGGAGAAGCUUGGUUUUACAUAUGACGAAAUAAGUAUUUGUCUUCGAUUAGCAUUGUUGAACGAGGCUAAGGAAGUACGUGCAGCUGGGUUACGAGCUCUGCGUUACCUGAUCAGAGACAGCACCAUACUAGAGAAGGUGCUUUGUCACCAAGUGGACUAUUUGAUUGCAAGGUGCAUAGACAUCCAGCAAAGCAAUGAGGUUGAGAGAACACAGGCUCUCAGACUGGCGCGCAAGAUGAUCACUGUGAAUGCACUGCUUUUCCCUUCCUCUGUAACCAACUCCCUCAUCGCCGUGGGCAACGACGGGCUGCAUGAACAAGAUCGUAUGGUGCGGGCCUGCAUUGCCAUAAUCUGUGAGCUCUCCUUGAAGAACCCUGUUGUGGUGGCGCAGCGGGGCGGUCUCAGCACCAUUCUGAAGAGCGUGACCGACUGUCAGCUGAGUCGCAUCAAUGAAGCUCUCAUCACCACCAUCCUGCACCUCCUCAACCACCCUCACACAAGGCAGUACAUUCGCUCGGACGUUGAGCUCGAGCAAAUCCUGGCCCCGUACACUGAUUUCCACUACAGACACACUGCUAACAUAGCAGAGGGGCAGCUCAGGGAGGACAGAGAGGCUCGAUUCACGGCCAGUAAAAUGUCUAUAGUUGCUUCUUUUCGCUCCUGGUCAGGCAUCAUUAACCUCUGCAAGUCAGGCAACUCUGGAAUCCAGUCUCUUAUUGGCUUGCUCUGUAUACCAAAUAUGGAAGUGCGGAAAGCUUUGUUAGAGGUGUUGUAUGACAUCUUCCAGCUAACCAUACCUGUAGCAACUGCAGACUUCACUGAAGCACUUAUUAGUGUAGAUCCCAGUAAAUUUCAAGAGAGCUGGAGGUUAUCUGAUGGAUUUGUGGCCUCUGAGGCUAAAACGCUUCUCCCACAUCGAUCAUGCUCAAGACCGGAUCUGAUGGACAACUACCAAGCUCUGGUGCUUUCUGCCUUCAUCAAGAGUGGAUUACUAGAGGGUCUUGUUGAGGUGAUAACAAGCAGUGAUGACACCAUAUCCAUACGUGCUACCAUCUUGGUGGGAGAACUCCUCCAUAUGGCCAACACCAUCCUCCCUCACAGUCACAGCCACCACCUACACUGCUUACCCAGCCUCAUGAACAUGGCGGCCUCCUUUGACAUCGCUCCGGGCCAGAGAGUACGGGCGAGUGCUGCAGUCAACCACCUGAAAAGCUUUCACGAGAAGAAGAAGCGAGGACCCAAACCUCACAGUCUCUUCUUGAACCACAUCCUCAGCACAUCAGGAGAAUCACAUUGCUCCCGAGAACAGCACUUUAAACCUCAGAGAGACAUUUUCAUUGUCAAGGAGAAUGAAGACACUCUAAUGACAAACAUAAGAGAUUGCCACAUCCUCAACCAUGAGAGCCACCUGGACUGGAACUGGUGCCUUAUUGGAACCAUUUUAAAGUCCCAAAAUGUUGGUCUGCGUAGCAAUAAGGAUGAACUAACACAUAAGUUUGUGAAGAAGCUGCUUUUCUUCUACAAGCCCAGCAGUAAGCUGUAUGGCAGUCUGGAGCUCGAGCAUCCCAAGGCCAGACAGCUCACUGUGGUUGGCUCUCAGUUCAUAGAGUUCCUCCUGGCAUCUGAGGAGGAUGGUCAGGCAUACCUGGAGGACCUGGUGAAGGACAUCAUCCAGUGUCUGUUCUCCUCUGCUCCACCCAAACCUAACUGCAGUGUGCAGGGCAGGGGUCUGCUAACCACACUCAGCCAGCACUACUUUCUCUUCCUGGGCAUCCUGUCAGCUCACCCACACAGUGUCAAGAUACUAGAGAAGUGCAGUGUCUUUCAGUGCUUGUUGAACCUGUGUACUCUGAAGAACCAGGAGCUGCUGCUGAAGCUGACGGUCUCCACGCUGGACUACAGUCGAGACGGUUUGGCUCGAGUCAUCCUGUCAAAAAUCCUCACCGCUGCCACCGAUUCCUGCAGGUUGUAUGCCACUAAGCACCUGCGGGUUCUUCUGCGUGCCAACGUGGAGUUCUUCAGUAACUGGGGCAUCGAGCUCCUGGUCACUCAGCUUCAUGACCGUAAUAAGGCCAUUUCCAAAGAGGCGCUGGACAUCCUGGACGAAGCCUGUGAAGACCAGGCCAACCUUCAUGCACUGAUAGAGAUGAAACCCGCUCUCACACACCUGGGGGACAAAGGCAUGCUACUGCUGCUCAGGUUUUUAUCUAUCCCAAAAGGCUUCUCCUACCUCAAUGACAGAGGAUAUAUCACUAAACAGAUGGAGAAAUGGCAAACGGAGUAUAACCUGAAGUAUGUGGACAUGAUAGAGGAGCAGCUCAAUGAAGCUCUCACCACGUACCGCAAGCCUGUGAAUGGAGACAACUACGUACGCCGCAGCAACCAAAGGUUACAGAGGCCAAAUGUUUAUCUUCCUGUGCACCUAUACGGCCAACUGGUUCAUGAUAAGACUGGCUGCCAGCUGCUUGAAGCUCAGAAUGUGGUUUCUGAUUUGAGCUCUAGUGUUCGAUCUCCAGCCCUGGACAAAUGGGAGGGCAUCAAACAGCUGAAGGCAGCACUUUGGGCUUUGGGAAACAUAGGCUCAUCAAACUGGGGUCUGAACCUGCUGUUGGAGGAGGCGGUGAUCCCUGACAUAGUGGUUCUGGCUCAUCACUGUGAGGUUCUGUCUAUCAGAGGGGCCUGUCUGUAUGUGCUGGGUCUCAUCAGUAAGACCAAGCAGGGCUGUGACACAUUGAAGCAGCAGGGAUGGGAUGCUGUGAAGCAUAACCGUAACAUGCGAUGGCCUGUGGUACCUGAGGAGGUUGAGCCACAGACCAAACCCUACAACCUGCUACCCUCUGCCCCCAGCACCCUUAGCCUCACCGAGUCCAUCAACUCCAGGCACAACAGCGAGAGUGACUCAGUGCAACCCGGUGAGUAUAUACUAGAUGAUGACAGGCUAGAAGACUUCUCAGAGGAGCCUUUGAAUAUCAACCCUAAGCCGAUGAAGGAUCGAAGCCCCUUCAACAAGCUGGCCUCAAGCCGCUUCCGUAACCGCCUUCUCCACUCACUGUCUCUCCCUGGAAAGAAUUCCCGCACCACCCCUAACCCUAAAGGGAGCAGCCAAGGCCAGGCAGGGAAACAGAGGCUCACUGCUGCAGAACCUGCUAGCUUCUCAUUUGAAGCUGCAGAUACUUUCCCAGUUUACAACAAUGGCCACAUGUCUAAAAGCCCCUCAGGUGGUAGGGAGACCUCCUCUGUGUGGAGUAGAGCCACAGUGAAUUGUGGAAGCACCCCCAGCAUUGAGGAGGGGGAUCUGGAUGAGUCAGAGGUCCAGACAGUCAAGAAUCAGCAGGAGCAGAGCAGCUACGAGCGUUUGGCUGAAGAUGGGCCUCCAGGUGGCAGUAGAGCUCAGUUUAAAAGCCGCAGCCACAGCUUUAACACAGACACCACCACAAGCGGUAUCAGCUCCAUGAACUCCAGCCCCUCCAGGGAGACUCUGCCCUCCAGCAUGGACACUGACUGUGUCAGCCUCAACACUGUGAUAAGCACCCAAACCGUCCAGAACAUGCACUCAGCGACAGGCCGACCCUGCUCCACACCGCUCUCAAUUCCCAAGUCCUGCUCCACCUCUCUCAUACGUCCUGGCGUGUCUCACACUUUGCCUCGCCGAGCCAAGUCUCUCAAGUCUCCAUCAGCAACCACCCUGAGCAGCUUAGCUGACAGCAGCCUCAUGUACUCCAGCUCCAGAGAUGCAAUGGGGUACACCACGCUAAAGAGGCUGCAACACCAACGCAUCCAACCAUCUCUGUCCCACAGUGAGGCCAUACUCUUCACUGAUGCCAUCACCAUGAAUACAGGCAGUCUGGACUCCAGACGCAUGCCACAAAGAGUCUUGAGAGCUCUGAGUUUUGCGUCUCUGGAUAAAGAAGACCUGCUGAGCCCCAUCAACCAAAGCACACUGCAGCGCUCCUCUUCUGUACGCUCCAUAGUGUCCUCUGCCACCUUUGGCUCCUCUGAUGACUACAUAGGCCUCGCCUUGCCUGUUAAUAUCAACAACAUGUUCCAGAUUCAAGAAAAACCGUAUUUCCAAAAAAGGAUGAGCCCACCUUCUGAGGAGCGCUCUGCUAAAUUCUUCUCUGGAGACUCUGAUGGUGAGAAAAGUGAAGAAACAAGACACUCAAAGCUUCACUCUCAGCUCAGUAUCACUGAGAUGAUGGCGGUAAGCCAGGCAGAACAGCGGCAGAUGCUCGGCUCAGAGGAGACAGGUCUGCGAGAGCACAACGUCGACAACUGUCUGUACUGCUCUGGACUGUCUGUGCCCGGCUUCAGUUCUCAAAACAGCAACUCAGAUCUCACAGAGGGGAAUUCAUUGUCAGAGUGGUGCACUCUGCCUUCAGCAAACCAUCCAGAGGUCAUGGUCCAGGUCAAGUUGUCGGGGGAAUCUGGAUGCAGUGACUGUGGAUCUGUGGGUAGUGGUCGCAGCACAGAACUUGUUUUGGGUGUGAAGUCCAUCCCAGAGGACGCUCCUGCUGGCAGGGUGCUGCUGAGGAAGGAGGUGCUUCGUCUGGUGAUCAAUCUCAGCUCCUCUGUGGGAACCAAAAACCAUGAAACCAACCUGUUAACGAUCAAGGAGAAGUUUCCCUACGCGUUUGAUGACAUCUGUCUGUAUUCAGAAGUGUCCUAUCUGCUGGCUCACUGCAUGUUCCGCCUGCCCUCACGUCGUUUCAUUCAGGAGCUCUUCCAAGAUGUGCUCUUUAUACCACUGUAUGAAGAGGCAGAGAGCAUCCUGUCCGUGUCUCAGCAGAGAGCCUCAGCUUGACCCUCUCAUCUCUGCCAGCUGAAGACUGACUCACCCUUGACUCAGCCCUGUGUGUGAAUUCUAAU
Molecule: messenger RNA, 5162 nt
Organism: Scomber japonicus (chub mackerel)
Lineage: Eukaryota; Metazoa; Chordata; Actinopteri; Scombriformes; Scombridae
Product: rapamycin-insensitive companion of mTOR-like
Exons: 39
Coding region: 79-5097 (1672 amino acids)
Biological process (GO): TORC2 signaling; positive regulation of phosphatidylinositol 3-kinase/protein kinase B signal transduction
Cellular component (GO): TORC2 complex
Molecular function (GO): protein serine/threonine kinase activator activity
Source: RefSeq, a predicted model, not a curated record